GGGCGUCGGCGAUGGAAGCACGCGGGCGGCGGGAGGGGGUGACGAAGCUCACGUAGCUUUUCGUAAGCUCAAGCACCACACAAUAUACAAGUGCCGCCAUCUAGGCAGCUAGCGGUAAAGCGUGAUCGAUCGGGUAGAACCACGCUUUGGGUAGUCGCGGUAAUUAGUUACUGACAAACUCCAAAGGUGGCGCCAUCCCAAUAAUUCAUUAGCAUCCCAUUACUAAAUCCGCGUGACCAAUGCUAUCUUUGCCUCAUUUGCCUGUCAAAAAGACGAAACAAACGAAAGUCUGUUUCUCGGAUUUGUAAACAAACCUCCGUAUCACAAUAUCUUUUGAUGCCGUGGUUAAUAGUACUGUAUUAAAACCUAUUAGAUGGUAACUAUGGACGAGUUAAAGUUAGAAAUUGUAGCGGACUCGUGCUGUGUGUGUGGAAAUGUUAGCGACUUGCAGUCGCCAGAAGAAUAUGACACGGAAGCUCCACCGGGACAAACGCCGCUGAGGAUGAUGCUACUACAUCUUAACAACAACAAGGUAGUACCUGAAGGUCGACUGUGCUCAAGCUGUAUCCAACGUACACUAGAAGCUUAUGAAUUCAGUACUGCACUCUCCUCAAGUGGAGUACCGCCUCUUAGUGAGAAGAUCAGAUCACUCAGGAGAAAACUUCAUGAACUCACACAGAAAAUAGAUGUCUUCAUAGUAGUGGGAGGUUCUAGCUUAGCAUCUGGAGGAUGUUACAAUGAAGAAGACAUCAUCAUGGUUGACAAAGCAGCCUUGGCAGCUGCUGCUAAAGCUGAUGAUGAGGAGUUGGAAAGGGCCAGAAAUGCAAGAGGAGAUACUGUAUAUCAGUGUACAGUUUGUCCAGCUUCAUUUCAACGUGUGAGCGAGUACCGCACUCACGUGGAGUCUCACGGCAGGGCAGCGUCACACGCGUGCUGGACGUGCGGGGCACAGUUCGCGACGCGCACCGCUCUUCACGAUCAUCUGGCUUCUCACGCCGAUACCACUGACAACACUUGCUAUGUCUGCGGGACUACAUUCCAGCGGCAGUCGGAGCUGCGUCGGCACGAGGCGGCGUGCGCGUGCCGGUGCCCGUCGUGCGGCGCCGAGCUGGCGGACCGCGCGGCGCUGUCGGCGCACGCGGCGGCGGCGCACGGCGUGACGUCACGCGGCCGCCCGCUGUGCCCGUGCUGCUUCCGCUCCUUCCCGGACGGGGAGCUGCUGGCCGCGCACCUGCUGCGGCACCGGCAGGCCAAGCAGUUCGUCUGCGGAUACGACUCGUGCAUCCUUCGGUUUGCGGCCAGGAGCAGCCUGCUGGCGCACGUCCGCAAGUGCCACGGCGCCGAGCUGCCGGCCGAGCCCGCGCCGCCCCGCCCGCCCGGCGCCGCGUGCCGCCACUGCAGCCGCACGUUCGGUUCCGUGGCGGCCAUGAAACGUCACGCGCGCGUGCACCGCGACGACCGCGCCUCCCCGGACCUGAAGGACGAGUUGGGUGCCGAGUCCCAGGAGGAGGGCGACGAAGGCGAGGUGGAGUACCUCGAAGUGGAGACCCUGGAGGACGGAGAGGUCGACGAGAGUGUGCAGUGACACCAGGCUCCAGGCGGACACUUCAGAAGGUGCGCACUGCUCUUGGCCUACAGUUCUCAAUCAAUGAAACUGAUUGCUGUAAAUUGUUGAAUGAAUAUAAUAAAAAUAAAUGCAACAACAGUAACAA
Bombyx mori (domestic silkworm) is the source of this 1712-nucleotide messenger RNA. Its product is annotated as zinc finger protein 668. Bases 374 to 1585 code for a protein of 403 amino acids. The transcript has 8 exons. Gene Ontology annotation, cellular component: nucleus. Gene Ontology annotation, molecular function: DNA-binding transcription factor activity, RNA polymerase II-specific. The record is from RefSeq and is a predicted model, not a curated record. Gene Ontology annotation, biological process: regulation of transcription by RNA polymerase II. Lineage: Eukaryota; Metazoa; Arthropoda; Insecta; Lepidoptera; Bombycidae.